UUUUUUAAUUGAGACAGGCUCACUUGCCCUCGGUAGAGAGUGAUGGUGUCAUAGCUCACAGCAACCUCAAACUCUUGAGCUCAAGUGAUUCUCUUGCCUCAGCCUUCCAAGUAGCUGGGACUACAGGCACUGGCCACAAUGCCCACCUAUUUUUUUGUUUUAGCAGGCCCGGGCUGGGUUUGAACCCACCAGCCCUGGUGCAUGUGGCUGGUGCCCUACCUACUGAGCUACAUGCACUGCCAGGAUAGUCUUGGAAAUAUUUCCUUAUUCUACUAUUUUAUUUAAUUAAUUAAUUAAUUUAUAUUUGUAGUUUUUGGGCAGAGCUGGGUUUGAACCCACCACCUCCGGCAUAUGGGGCCGGCGCCCUACUCCUUUUAGCCACAGGUGCUGCCCUAUUCUACUGUUUUAUUACUCAUCUCUCCUUGUUCUGCUUUUAGGCUUUCUCUGGCCCCUGCUGCCUGGCAGCUAGGGCCUAGUCUCCUACUGGGGAGUCUACCUGGGGCUGGUCGACAAGGCACCUGGGGCACAGGGACCUGGUAUCUCUGGCAGGGCAGGAAGUCACACCCCAGUAGCUGUCAGAGUAGAAGGCCUUGAGACAGAUCUCUAAGCUGUCUUAGAGAUCACCAAGGCCAGAACAAUAAGAUUUCCCUCCCCUCUGAGCCCACUUGGGGUCAGGCUUUGUACAACUGAAUUUCCCCGAGACCUCCCUGAAAAAAUACUCAGGAAAGUGCCCCACAUACUAGGCACUAGUUACCAGAUGCCUACCUCUUCCUUCCUUCCCUCACAGCACAAUCUCUCCAUUCCUGAGCCUGGCCUCUAGCCAAGGCCCAUGCUGAUUUUUUGAGGACUUUUUUUGCCUACCUGUGGUGUCAGAUAUCACAAAAAGUGUGCACAGACCUUUCUUUUGAUAAUCAGUUUUUGUUAGUAUUUGUGUAUUUAAUAUGUGGCCCAAGGUAUCUCUCUUCUUCCAGUGUGAGGCAGAGAAAAAAAAGUUGGACACCACUGCAAGAAGGUGAGGGCUGAGAUUGAAACCUGGGUGUGCCCAGGCGCAGGCCCCUGGGGCCCCUGGCAUGUGUUCUGGUUUCAGGUUUCUCACCAUUUCCUGGCUUUUGCUGCUGGGCUGUGGUCCCAGGUUGGUUUAGUAACUGGAUAAAUAAGUAGGUAGUAAAGCUGGAGUUCUACCCUCUUUUACUCUAUGUCUAUGAUGGGAACGUUUGUUAUUUCCUUUUCUGUUGCCCCCAGGUCUUGGUGCAGGAUUCUCCUCCUGGGGGCUCUGUGGGAUCUGGUGUCUGCUGCCUUUGACUGUCUUUUGGGUGGGAUCUGUCUGAGGGUCUGACUAGUGAGGUCUCUGGCACCAUCCCACAGGACCCAGACCUUUCUGAAGCUGGGAAUGGCUUUGGGCUCCUCUUCUGGUGGCUGAUCCUCCUCCUUGGGUUUGGUGGCAGGACUAGUGUAUGAGGACUGAUCUUCAGCGAAAGGCCCAGAUCCAGUCUGCUGGGAUCUCCCUCCUGGCCAUCUUGGCUACCCUUCAUGGCAUGGAGAAGAAGAUGGAAUCUCAGACCGCCCGACUCCAGAAUCUGGAGGGGAGCACGGGGACAGCUGAGAAGAAGCUAGCCGACUACGGGAAAACAGCCGUGGAGUUUGGCAACCAGCUGGAGGGCAAGUGGGCUGUGCUGGGGACCCUGCUGCAGGAGAAUGGGCUGCUGCAGAGGCAGCUGGAGAACGUGGAGAACCUGCUGUGCAACAGGAACUUCUGGGUCCUGAGGCUGCCCCUGGGCAGCAAGGGGGAGGCCCCCAAGGAAGGAACAGUCCAACUGGCAUCCCCAGGAGUUCCAACGUGGAUCAAGCAAGAGGAAGAGGUGUGUGGGAGGAACCAGCAAGGCCCACAGGAGAUCACCCUGGUGCUCCGGUGCCCAGAGUCCUGGCUGGUCAUCAAAGAGAAGAGGAGUCUGGAGGGAGAAUGUGAGGCACGGGAGCCCACCUGGGCAGCUGAAGCAGCACCUGCCAAGGAGAGCUUGGAGGGGGUCACCUGUGAGGAUCUGCCUCCUGACCCCAGAGAUAGCGAAGUGGCUUCUGUCCCUCCAGGGCCCCAGAAUCUGGCUGUACCAACUACUUCAGGCAUUGGGCAGUGCCCACCCUGUGCCAAGUAUGGUCAGAGCUCUGGAAGGAGGACUGUGGCCCCCAGCCCUUCAGCUAUACCCAGUGUCCCCAAAGCUUCACACAGCAGGCCACCCUCACCAGCCACUGGCCUGUGCACGUGCCCGAGCGUGCCUACACCUGCAUCCAGUGUGGCAUGAGUUUUGUGUACCAGUUGAUGCUCACCACCUACUUCCGCACGCACUCUGGCAAGAGGCCCUACAAGUGUACCGAGUGCGCGAAGCACUUCUGCUGCCUGUCCACGCUGGUGGAGCACCGGCACACGCACA
This is a messenger RNA of Nycticebus coucang (slow loris), 2426 nucleotides long. RefSeq names its product zinc finger protein 746-like. The record is from RefSeq and is a predicted model, not a curated record. The coding region runs from base 1455 to 2297 and encodes 280 amino acids. NCBI's taxonomy places the organism in Eukaryota, Metazoa, Chordata, Mammalia, Primates, Lorisidae. The transcript has 3 exons.